GUGUGUGUGUGCCUGUGUGAGAGAGAGAGAGAGAGAGAGAGAGAGAGGGAGAUAGAGGGAGGGGAGCGAAGCAGGCAGAGAGAGAAAACCAGCAGGCAGGCAUUAGAGCAAGUCAGAGUGGGAGUGAAAGAGCACCAGACAGCAGGGUGGAGAGAGAGAUAGAGGGUGAGUGUAUGUGUGGCCAGAGAGAGAGAGAGAGGACAGAAAGGCUGCUAGAGAGCGAUAGAGUGGGAGCGAUAGAGUGCUAGAUAAUGGAGGUGCAGUCGGAGUGUGUGGAGCCGCCUGUGGCCCCUCAGUGUGACCCCCAGCCCACGGGGAGGAUCAACAAAGCUGCCUUCAAACUCUUCGGAAAGCGGCGCACCGGCUCCGGGAUGGCCAGCUUCUUCUCCUUCAGGAACAAAGGGGCUACGAACAGCGGGAGCAACGGGAAUUCUGACAAUGGGAAUUCCUUGAACGGGAACGGCUCGGCGGCGUCGGCGGAGCUCGUUAGGAGCAAAACCCACGAUGGACUAACGAGCACCAGCAACGAUGCCGACGGACAGAGAGGGGAGGCACUCGCCAUCCUGGAGGCGGGGCCGGUGAGGUCCCUCAGCAAAUCGCUGAGUUUCUUCUCUCUACUCCGACGUGGGAGUUUCAGGUCGAGUGAAAACGGAGGGGCGGGGCUUGUCAGAAGAGGGAGGGGCCUAAAGGGCUUUUUCAGCAGCAUGCGAUGGAGACGCAGGGAAAAAACAAACGAGGGAGAGGGGGAAGAGGUGGAGCGGAAGACGGAGAAGGACGGGGAUGUUGCCGACUCCGAAAAGGUAAAGGAUAUUACGCUCACCCUUGAACCGCCUCCACAUCACCACCAAGUGGAUUGUGGGGAUGCAGAGGAGGCAUCACCUAACCCAGAGACUCCCACUACUAGUGUUACCAUGACACCCCCACACUGUGUUGCCAUGCCAGGUCCAUCUGGUGAGCCAGACUCCCCCUUUCCUUACACGCCCACUGACUCGCCACUGCGUCCUCCAAUCCAAAUAGCCAAAGCCUCAAUUUCCAGCCUCACCCCCUCCCUCGCUACGCCCCCUUUGGAUCGCUGCAGCACGGGCGACCCACCCUCAGAACCUUCGGUGGAUCGCCUCUGCUCUCUCCUCUUCACUGACGUCACAUCCCUCAAGAGCUUCGAUUCACUGACGGGCUGCGGUGACAUUAUCGCUGACGCGGACGAGGACGGGCCAGCAGGCAAUGGGGGCAGCGGCACUAGCAGCAGCAGCAGCGGGGGAGGAGGGGGGAGUGUGGGAGCGGGCGUUGGGAGAGCUGUUGGUAUCCCAAGUGCCAUGUCUCGCUGCUCCCCAACCAAACCCCCUCUACCUUCGCAGCUGAUACAGCCCAUGUACUCCCAUGUUUCCGCAAGCUCAGUGCCUUCUUCCCUCCCAGCCCGAGCCCGGGCGCCGCCGCCUCCACCGCAGCGGGACCCAGCCGGUAGCGGUGUGGUGGCCUACAUGGGCGGAGGGGAAGAAAUGGCAAGUCCAGAAGGAGUGGACGACGCAGACAUGCAGGGGCUCUGGCACAUGCUGCCCUCCACAGGUGACAACUCCCCUGCUUUGCCCCGAUCACACCAACCUCCCUCUACAACCCCAACUUCCACGUAUCCCCCUCGUGGCACCUCCAACCCUGCCAGCAGCCAUCUGUCCUCAGCCCUCAGGAGUGCAAAGGUUCCCCAGGUGAAGGCGUUGGGGCUCAGUAAGAUCCCGGUAGUUGGCGCAGCAGGAGGCCGAGCAGCUAAACCCCCGCUCCCUCACACACAUGGCCGUCAUCCCACAUCACCUGGUGAGCCACUUAGCGAUGAGGGUUACUGGGACACGCCCUCAGAGACGCCCACAGCAACACCCGAUGAGAGCGGGCUGCAGCGCAACCAGAGGAUGGCGCUAUCACGCGACAGUUGCUCCGGAGACCACCUGUACGACCUCUACAAUGACCCCGAUGAGGAAGAAGAGGAAGGAGAGCAGGAGGGAGAUGAAGAUCUGAACAGCACCCCCUCUCCAUCCACUGAAUACAAACUGAGCCCCACCUCCCAAACAAGUCCUCCUCCUUCCUCCUCGUCCUCUUCCUCUUUCCAAUCAAUGAAAGGCAGCACCAGCCUUCCUCGGGACUCCAAGAUCCCAGUGAGCAGCAGACAAACCCCACCCCCCCACUCUGUAAGCCAGUCAGCCCUCUCGUCCGUUCUAGAGGCUGAAUCCCCUCCACCAAAGACCCAGGCGCCUCCUCCGGUUCGCACCAGAAUCCCCGUAUCCAAGGUGCCCGUCCGUCGUUCUGGAAACAAACCCGGCAGCACAACCAGAGGAACCGCCCACAAGAAGUAGCUCCUGUCAAAACGGGCGAUUCUCGCCUACUAACUCAUGGACUUGGAGCGUGCAUCACUUCAGUGCUGUUUAUGCAGAGCCAAAAGACCAAGACCAAGAAAAAUGUUGAGCCGUAGAGUUAACAGCCUAUAAAUUCCUCUCAGAUCUUAAAAGCUCUCAUUCCUUACAUGUUUUGGCUUACGACAGGCUAGAAUAGAAUAGGUGGUUUUGUUCACUUGAGAAAGUCACGAGGAGACUCCAAAAAAAGCUGGGUUAACACUUCACAGCCCUCACUGGAACUUUGGAGGUUGACUUUUGACAAUCCAUGGACUCGCAAUAGACACGUUUGCCUUGUAACUUCCUGGAAAAUCUCCUAACCUGCUGAGAGUUCAACAGCUCAUGACUGCACACUGCAAAAAGAAGAAGAAGAAAAAAGCAGAGCACCUUUUAUCUUUUACAUUUUUAUUAUGGAACUCCACGUGGCAUAACAUAAUUUGCUUAUACGGACCUAAUCUAAUCAAAGUUCUUUUUUUCUGAGAUUGUCAUCUUGUCUAAUCUGUAACAAAUUACCUCCUAAUUCUUUGAUCUUAGAGCCAAAGUUUAAAAAAAAAACCCAGUCUUCAUUUCACAGCCUCUAAUAGUCUUGAACUCAACAACAUCCACAGCCUGGAAUAACCCACAAUUUUGUGUUUUUUUGCUUUUUGAAGAUGGUCUUCUUCUGACCGCACACUGAUUAUUAAAUGUGCAAACAUACGAAUGAACACUGGUUUUAUUACUUACCUACUUUGCAGCUACGAAUGUGGCAAAGCUGCCCUGCAGAAGGCCACACAAUAUCUUCUGAAUUGUUUUGUUUGGAAGGGGAGACCUCCUCUGUUUUGACUCGUAAUUUUAUUAUUGUGGAGUUUGGCUUCAACCUGUUGCAUCUGGAUCUCACUUAUACCCCACUACAUCCCCCGAAGUACAUCCAAAGGAUGUCAAUCUCUGGGAUUUACAACUGAAUUACCAAUGGAAACCUGCAGAACUAUCGCAAUACUCCACCUGGAGGGAUCCCUUGUACUGAUGCUUCAAUACACACACACACUCUCCCUCUCCGCAUGCAGUGCCACACAUACAAGGCACAAAGGUCAGGGAACGUCAUCUAACACUGAAUGACCUUAGUUACACACUGUUCAACCUUUGGCACUGUCUUCGUAGCUACACUGGAUGAUUUUCUUCUCUAAGGACACAUGCACAGACCAUUUUUUUUCUAGUUAGUUCUUUCUUCUUCACUGGAUUUCAUACUGUUUUUUAUAGUCAUACUGCUCGGAUCUGAAACUGUGAUUUGCACCAGCUUCUUUAACGCUCUGCUUUCUGUUCUUUCUGUUCUCCUCUACUAACAUACUGUAAAAGGCUGAUGUGAGUGGAUGACAAUUAGAGCGUCCUUGCUGUCAGCCAGUUUUAGAGAGCCAGAAUAUGCCUGCAAGUGUUUUUUUUUAUUAAAUAGGCUGUGACCCAAAAAAAAAAGACAAGGACAUUCUGUCAGGGUUUCAGAUUGAAGAAAAGACUUUUGAGUCACGUAAUUAACUGGAUCACAGCUUAAAAUACAAAGAUGGGGACUAAAGCUAAUCUGUUCCUUCUGCUGUGUGCGAAUCUGAAUGUAGCUUGAAAUCAUUGUAGAUCAUUGGUCAGCUGGGUUGGGUCUGUUUUACUCUUUGUCCCUCUUUUGUGGGGACAAGACAAAUGGUGGAGUUUACUGUUUUCUAAGUCCCCCAUGCUCUGAAAAAUGAAGACAAACUACUGCACAGUGUGUCGAGCCUCGGAGAGCACCACUUGUUUUAAGAAUGAGGGGGUGUAUUGCAGUCCUAAAAGGCCUUUGUCAGUGAUUCAGUGAGAGCAGUUUUCCCUAACCUUCAGUUAAAGAGGGGGUUUUAGAAGAGAAGACAUUCGAGAUGAUGCAAGUUUAAUCCUAAGGGUACCAAUGACACUUGAGGGUCAUUCUAGUUCAUUCCAUCAACGUGAUGAUUGAUCCACAACACUGCUCCGGGUUCAGAUAUCUUUUCAGCCUCCCGACGGUGUAGUGUAGGACAGACAGGCCAUGGGGUAACCUGAUCCCAGAUCUGCAGUCAGUGCGUUUCUCACCCGAUAAAAAGGCCAGGCUAAAGGUCAUUUGGGGAGCAGAGAAAGAUCAUUCUCUGCCUACAAUGUGCUCUUUGCUCUUUUCAUUUAGUAUGCAAUCACUUUAAUCCUCCCUUCUUUGGAGUGCUGACAAAAGAGAUGGGAAGGGAUGGUGGCUUUUUGGGUGAUUGAAAUGGGCAACAAUCAAAUUUGUUUUAAGUUUUCCUGGUUAAAAAAUAAUUUAAAAAGAGUGUUUUCUUCAAACAGCAGUGGUGAUGCUUGUUGAUUGUUGACCAAACAGUUGCCUGAAGAGUCCAAAAAUCAUGAUUUUUCUUUAUGACACUGUCACCAAUCAAAUUAUGUUACUGUUAAGAAUAAGAGUGAGCUUUGAACUGGACAAGGAGUGAUCAUUAUGCAUCAUAUGUUGAACAGGUUUUUGUUUAGACGAGGCUUCCUCCUCGGUUGAUGUCUCAUUAGGUGUGUUAAUGGAACUUCACUUUUUCCAAGUAUGACAGUAAUGCAGGAUGACAACCGCUCCACCUGUCUUAAUCUUUGCUAAGGUGCUGGAAAAAUCAAAGAAAAGAUAUCCUGCGGAUAUUAAAGUUGAAAAUUAAAGUUGAACCACCUUGAUCUGUUGCACUGGUCUAUACACAGUAAUGACAUCAACCACAGAGGUCAUCAUAUUGCCAUCUGGCUCAGUUCCUUGUAUUUUUUUCACCCAAGAUACUUUCUCUCCUUUCUUUCUGAGUACAAAUCUGGGCCUUCAUGUGGUCAUUCGCUGCGAUUAAAGGCACAUUGUGUUUUCUUUCUUUUUGUUACCGUCUGUCUGUUCACAGUGUGAAAUCUUUCCACUUUUCAUAUUUAACGAAUAAAACUGUUUGCGCUCAUG
Molecule: messenger RNA, 5301 nt
Organism: Sebastes umbrosus (honeycomb rockfish)
Lineage: Eukaryota; Metazoa; Chordata; Actinopteri; Perciformes; Sebastidae
Gene: amer2
Product: APC membrane recruitment protein 2
Exons: 1
Coding region: 252-2339 (695 amino acids)
Biological process (GO): regulation of canonical Wnt signaling pathway
Cellular component (GO): plasma membrane
Molecular function (GO): beta-catenin binding; phosphatidylinositol-4,5-bisphosphate binding
Source: RefSeq, a predicted model, not a curated record